Messenger RNA from Gopherus flavomarginatus (Mexican gopher tortoise), 3469 nucleotides. It is a transcript of the gene MYL5, whose product is annotated as myosin light chain 5. NCBI's taxonomy places the organism in Eukaryota, Metazoa, Chordata, Testudines, Testudinidae. Gene Ontology annotation, molecular function: calcium ion binding. The record is from RefSeq and is a predicted model, not a curated record. The coding region runs from base 2874 to 3395 and encodes 173 amino acids. Gene Ontology annotation, cellular component: cytoplasm. The transcript has 8 exons.
CCGCUGAUGCCCUCCAGUUCCUUGGCGUAGCAUAGGCCUAACCUCCGAGAAGUCUCACAUCUGCCCGUCGCGGUGCUGCUCUGCUGGCUGGCCCAGUGAGGGAGAACUAACAACUCACAGUGCCUUGUUCAGCAAGGUACAAUAACACGGACCUCUCCCAGGCCUGCUGUUGUCUGCAUGGUGAACACCGGCAUUGUUAUCGGUGUGAAUAACCAAAGCGGUGCUGCCUGUGCCUUGUUGCUUGCAAAGACUUGAACUGCUUCCUGAAGGGCCACAGUCUGGGCCCACUCAUGCUCUACUGAGCUGGUUGCAAGGCCGACCAGCCUCUCCUGUGUCACUGUGGAGCGUAGAUGUGUUUUUAUUAACUUCAGCUUGGAGCAGCUGCGUUCUCCACUGGCCACUGUUACAGGAAGUGCUGGGAGAAUGCGCAGAGCAACAAAAGCAUUUGGAAAGAGGGUGGUCAUCUUAUUUGUGCACAUAUAUUCCAGAACAGCCUUUGGAAUUGAUCCUGCUGAAAUGUAUCUUAAAAGGGCUUUCAGUUCAUUACUUAAAUCACUCACAUCAAUAGUGUGCAUGUCAUCAUGGGUCAACACCAUCUCUAGUGCCCUGCAGUGCUGAUGUAGGUCUUCUUCAGCUAUAGUGAGGCAUUGUGUUUUGGAAUAUCAUACAACAUCCCAAAUAUACUGCUAUGUUCCUUGAGCUGCAUGAAAUGUUCUUUAGCUGACUGUAUUGCACAAUCUAGCACUUGUUUAAAGAAUUCAACUUUGAAUUGUUGUUUGGGGUCUCUUAUGGGAUUAUCCCGUGCCUUGUAAUCAAAAUGUCUUCUUCGGUGACUCUUGUGUUCUUGAAUGGGUGGGCAAAUAGCUUGAGUGUGAAGUUCCUCUGCCAACUUCUGUGCACUCUUCAGAAUGUUUUGAAAUCCCUCAUCUGACCGGUAAGACUGUAGGUAUGACUUUGCUUUGUCCAGUUGUUCCUUUGCUCCAGAUAUAUCAAAUUCAACACUUGCUCACAACAUUUAUUUCAAUCAGUGUGUCAUGCCACAACACUAAGCCACACAGAAAUUUUAAGUUAUGUAUAUUUCUGGUGAUUCCAUUUCCCUCUGCCACUGUUUUCCCACAAACAGAUCCUGUCGUGGCAUUAUCCUCCAUAAUGGCAACUAUGACAUCAUCUGUCUUCCCAAUUUGGUGUUUGAUAGGCUUUAUCUCCUCCACUCAACUUUCCCAUCGUGUGGCACUCAGUGGUUUCAGUGUCAGAGAGGAUGUUCCCAGAUGUUGCUUCAAAAUUUGCCAUUGAUGAGUUGAUACAGAGAAAAAUACAUAGAUGCUUUGAAUUACAUAAAAAAGUUCAGCAGCCUCACUAGAAGCUGAUGCUGCAUCACUGACCACCAAGUUCAAUGAAUGAGAACUGCAUGGGACAAAAAAAGCUUGAGGGUUUAACUUUCGAAUCCAUGUCUUCGCUCCUCUGUUCUUUCCUCUCAUGUUGGCACCAUUAUCAUAGCCCUGACCUCUCAUGUCAGCUAUUGCAAUUCCUGUAACUUCCAGCUUUUUAAGAAGUACAUUUGUCAUACCAGCUCCUGUAGUAUCAUCAAUGUCAAUAAAUUCUAGAAAAUGCUCUCCUAUAGUCACCAUUGCAGAGACAUUUUCACUAGGUUCUGUUGUUGUAACAAUAUGCACCAUUAAAGUCAUUUGUUCCGUAUGGCUGAUAUCAGGUGUGCAGUCCAGAAUAACAGAGUAAUAUCUUGCUGACUUCAGAUCUGCCACUAUCUUCUGUUUGACUUUUAUUGCCAGUAACUGUAUGAUCUCAUUUUGAAUUGUUUUUCCAAGGCUCUGUGUGUGUGUACAUUUCUUGCGUGGUGACUCUUCUUAGAUGCUCCUGGAGUACAGCAUCAAACUCAGCCAUCAGCUCCACAGUUUUAAGGAAGUUUCCAUUGUUUGGCACAUACAGCUGAUCUGAAGUGCCACGCAGUGCUAGGUUUUGGGUAGCAAGCAUUCUCACAAUGGCAAUGAGCCUUUUCAGAACAUUUUGCCAGCAAAGAGACUCCGAUGCAAUCUUCUCUUGAUGCUGAUCACAUAUGGUAGCCUUUAACCUUAGUCUCAUCUCAAGCUCUUUCCACCUAUGGAAUGCUCUCUGGUGAUUUGCUGCCUUCUCAUGGCAUGACAUAUUUCUAGCCAGAUUUUUCCAGCCCUUUGUUCCUGUAGAACCCAAUGUGGCUGGAACAUUAGACUGGAAGAGUUUGCAACAAAAACAGUAUGCAGCAUUCUUGGUUUUUGAGUACAUAAGCCAUGGCCUCUCCAUUUUGUCACCAUUGGGGAUUUCACACCAGUAAUGUGUUGGAUGGAAACUUCAGUUUUCAUUGUCUUUGGGGAACAUGAAGUUUUUCACUUGCUGUGGCCAACGCAGUACAAGGAAGUCCCUCAGGCUAUUGCUCAAGUGGGUCCAAAGUCCUGGAUGAUCUAGACUUAAGGAACUAAACUCAGCAGCAGCUGUUUCUUGUGCCUCCACCACACUCUUCUCUGAUCUACACUUUUCUUCAGAAAUGUGCAUGGUUCCAUCCAUUUGAGAUGGAGAUAUGGAUGCUGCAGUAGCUGCCAGGUCACCUGCACUCUAACUGGAAGAUCAGGCAUCUUCUCACCACUCACAUCCUCACUGGGGCCAGAAGGCUCACCAUGAACAUUUGUGUCUAUGUAUCUCAGAGACCAGGGGAUGUGUUGGAAGUCUGUCCAUGUAUGGAGCAGGUCUUGUGAGCCAGAAGUUUGACAUCUCCUUUGGGAAAUGCUAGCGGCAAAGAUGAACCCCCUCCCCUCCCUAGGAGAGGCACUUUAUAAAGUAAGAUUCCCAAAGACAGCAAGGCACAGCAGCUCUCUCCAGUAACGAUGGCUAGCAGAAAAACCAAAAAGAAGGAAGGUGGUGCCAAACGUGCUCAGAGAGCAUCUUCUAAUGUCUUCUCCAACUUUGAGCAGACACAGAUCCAAGAAUUUAAGGAAGCCUUCACAUUAAUUGAUCAGAACAGAGAUGGAUUCAUAGAUAAAGAAGACCUGAAAGACAUCUAUGCUUCUUUGGGUAAAACAAAUGUAAAAGAUGAAGAGCUAGAAUCCAUGCUCAAGGAAGCUGCUGGACCCAUUAAUUUCACAAUGUUUUUGAAUCUCUUUGGAGCAAAGUUACUUGGUAUGGAUGGGGAAGAGACCAUACUAAACGCAUUCAAAAUGUUUGAUCCCGAUGGUAAAGGACACAUUCACAAAGACUACUUAAAACGCAUGCUGAUGACACAGGCUGACAAAUUCACUGCUGAAGAGAUAGACCAGAUGUUCAAGAGUUCCCCUAUUGAUGCAGCAGGAAACUUGGAUUAUAAGUCUUUCUGCUACACUAUCACACAUGGAGAGGAAAAGGAAGAAUAAAGAGCGCACACUUGUUAGCUGCACUAAAUUCUCACAUUGGGCUAAUAAAUAAAAAUUGAACUACUUUUUUUUUU